This is a messenger RNA of Closterium sp. NIES-65, 1872 nucleotides long. The record is from the annotation of a GenBank genome assembly. Lineage: Eukaryota; Viridiplantae; Streptophyta; Zygnematophyceae; Desmidiales; Closteriaceae.
AUGUUCGGGCUGUACUCACAGAGCUUCAAGGAGACGCUGGGUUACAACCAGCAGAUCCUCGACAUGGUUGGCAUGGCGAAGGACAUUGGCGGAAACGUAGGGAUCGUGUCAGGAUUUGUUGGUGACAUCGCACCCACGUGGGUCGUUCUGGUGAUCGGUGCCGUGUUGAACGUGAUUGGCUACGGCUUCUUGUGGCUCGUUCUGACGGGGCGGUUGGGCGGCGCGUGUCAGCCGCCAGUGUGGGUGGUGAUGGCGUUCAUCUGCGUGGGCACCAACGGCGCCACCUUCUUCAACACGGCAGGCCUCGGCUUCAUCGGUCUGAGUGGCGCACUGUUCACGCAGUUCUACCUCGCGCUCUAUGCGCCCAACCGCGACGCGUUCCUGCUCAUGGCGGCGUGGCUGCCGUCGCUCGUCGCCGUGCUCGCCACGCCCGCCAUUCACCAGCUGCCACCCGCCAGCGAGCCCUCUGAGCGCGCGAACCUCAUGGCGGUGCUGGCAGCAGGCGUGGGCCUGGCGCUCUACCUGCUCGCCGCCAGCCUGCUGGACCACUCCGUGCCCGUCACCUGGCACGUCAGCGCGCUCAUCUCGCUCGGCGCGCUUGCCAUCCUGGCGUGGCCUGCUCGCAUCGCAAUCAGUCAAGAGGUGGUCGCGGAGCAGCAGCGCGCUGUGCAUUCCGCCAGGCUGGCAGCAGGGGAGGCCGUGGAGGAGGGCAAUGGCAGUCAGGGAUUGGCGCAUGAAGAAGGGGGGAAUGUCAGAGAAGCAGCACACCUUGGCCGCAGUGGUUCGGAGGUACGGCUGAGUGGCAAAGGAGCAGGGCAGGAAGGCACUGAUAGGCGUGCUGUGGUGAGGCAGAGAGUGAUGGGUGAGCGGCACACACAGGAUGAAGAGGAGAGGCAGCCGUUGGUGGGCAGUGGCAGCAGUGGAGUGCGGACUGCUGCUGCACCACAUGCUGCUCCGCUCAAAGCCAGAGAGAGUGAAGCGCGGUCAGAGCAACAUGACCCCAGCAGCGAUCACUCAGGAGCUGCUACAGCCUUUCCACAGGUGGGGGACGACCACACGUUGUGGCAGGCAGUGCAGACGCUGCCCUUCUGGCUCAUCUAUGCCGCCAUGACGCUUGCCUCAGGGUCGGGCCUCACAGCCAUCAACAACCUGGGGCAGGUGGGGCGGUCGCUGGGCUACGAGCAGCAGGCAGUGGGCAUCUUUGUGUCGCUCAUGAGCAUCUGGAACUUCCUCGGCCGCGUGGGAGCGGGGUACAUCUCAGAGCACUUCCUGCACGAGCGGGCCGUGCCGCGCCCUGCCUUCAUGGCCGCCACACAGCUCGCCAUGGCAGCGGGUCACCUGCUCUUCGCCUCCGCACUGCCUGGCUCGUUGUAUGUGGGCUCUGCCAUUGUUGGGCUGGCGUAUGGGUCGCAGUGGGGCCUCAUGCCUGCGGUGGCGUCGGAGGUGUUUGGGCUGCGGCACUUCGGCACGCUGUACAACUGGCUCACAAUCACCAACCCCACCGGCUCCUACCUCCUCUCCGUCUGCAUCGCUGGCUACCUCUACGAUUACGAGGCAGAGCAUGAGGCUGCCUCCUCUCCGCCUUUCCCCAUCGGUCCUGCUCCUGCGCCUGCACCAGCGUCAGGAGGGCCUGCGUUGAUGUGCCAUGGAGCCCACUGCUUCAGAGUCACCUUCCUGGUCAUGGCUGCUGCCUGCGUGGUGGCCUCCUGCCUGUCCCUGGUGUUAGUGGGCCUCACCCGCUCCCUGUACCUGGCGGAGUACACCCGAUGCCUCAGCAUGGAAGAGGCUGCUCCACCUGGAGUGCAUGAUGCCUCCAGCAAACAGGAUGUGGAGAGGGCUGGUGAGGUGAAACCACAAGUCAGCCAGUACUGA